AUGUCCGGAGAUAUUAAGUAUUUAGAGGUUGUCUCAGCAAGUAUUCAAAAGCUUGCCAAAGAAGAUAAAGUUGUCGACUGGGACAAAUUUGUAAAAGAGGAAGGAGAUUUAAUCAUCAGUAGCUACAACGGUGACAAUUUGAAUUCAUUUAAAGGCGAUUAG
Mucor mucedo is the source of this 162-nucleotide messenger RNA. RefSeq lists its product as uncharacterized. The coding region runs from base 1 to 162 and encodes 53 amino acids. NCBI's taxonomy places the organism in Eukaryota, Fungi, Mucoromycota, Mucoromycetes, Mucorales, Mucoraceae. The record is from RefSeq and is a predicted model, not a curated record. The transcript is spliced from 2 exons.